Linderina pennispora is the source of this 981-nucleotide messenger RNA. Its product is annotated as retinol dehydrogenase 14-like protein. NCBI's taxonomy places the organism in Eukaryota, Fungi, Kickxellomycota, Kickxellomycetes, Kickxellales, Kickxellaceae. The transcript is spliced from 2 exons. The record is from RefSeq and is a predicted model, not a curated record. The coding region runs from base 21 to 860 and encodes 279 amino acids.
GCCAAAUUGAUCACAUCAUCAUGGACCAUCGCAACGCGCACAAGGACGAUGACGCCAGCGUGCAGAAAAUUGCUAUCGUGACUGGUGCUAACUCUGGGAUCGGAUUUGUAACCGCCAGCGCGCUUGCACGGGCUGGAUAUCAUAUCAUCCUAGCGUGCCGAAACCCGGAUCUAGCGCAAGAGGCGCUUGACACGCUGAAGCGCCAGACUGGGCUCGAGACCUUUGAGAUCAUGCAGCUGGAUUUGGCAUCGCUGGAGUCAGUUAGCAAUUUCGUCAAGCAAUUCAAGGCCAAGUACGAGACGCUGGACAUCCUGGUUAACAAUGCCGGCGUGAUGAUGUGCCCGUACUCGCAGACCAAGGACGGUAUUGAGAUGCAGUUUGGCACCAACCAUAUUGGCCACUUUGCGCUGACAACACAGCUGCUAGAUAACCUGAAGGCAGCCAAGGGCGGUGCUCGCAUCGUCGUCGUUGCAUCACUGGAAGCCAAGUACGACCGUAACAAUAACUACGCGAUGGCAAAGCUCGCCAACAUCAUGUUUUCGAACGCACUUGCGCGCAGGCUCGAGGGUACGAACGUCACUGUAAACUCACUGCAUCCGGGAUCGAUCAAGACAAACUUGACACGCCAUGUGGGCACAGGUGCUGUCAUGGACACCCUGACUAAGGCGCUAUUUAUCGAUGCACAAGCUGGCGCACUGACCUCAAUUUAUUUGGCUCUAUCACCAGAGGUUGAGGGUGUUUCUGGAAAGUACUUUGCGCGAUGCGGAGAAGCCAACCCACACGCAAAGGCACUGGAUGAAGCUGAGCAGGACAAGCUGUGGGAAUACUCGGAGAAAUUGGUUGCUGAAAAGUCAAAGUAGAUUCAGAAAAUAUCAUGUCAUUUUGAGCAUAUCUACUUCAUCUACCAUUAGGUUUCCAUAUAGACACAGCCUUUGUAGCAUAGCGAGGGUGAGGCCAUAUGUCCAGCAUCUAUCAUCUUUU